This is a messenger RNA of Mastomys coucha (southern multimammate mouse), 3043 nucleotides long. It is a transcript of the gene Shd, whose product is annotated as Src homology 2 domain containing transforming protein D. The transcript is spliced from 7 exons. Lineage: Eukaryota; Metazoa; Chordata; Mammalia; Rodentia; Muridae. The record is from RefSeq and is a predicted model, not a curated record. Gene Ontology annotation, molecular function: phosphotyrosine residue binding. Bases 1781 to 2815 code for a protein of 344 amino acids.
GCUCCAGCCCCGGGUUUUUGGUUUUUGAGUGGGUCUCACUAUAUAGCCUAAAGGUGUGGCUGCCAGCUUUAAAGACCUGCUAUGGACCAAAGUACCUCCCCUCUGUCCCCAGGCUUUGGCACACUUGCCCUUCCAGAUGUGAGGGGCAGGGAUUCUUAUCCUGCUGUUCCCUGAGGCCCCAGUUGCCCAGUGUAUACACUGAACACUGAUGUUAGCCUCAGGAUUGAACAGUCACACUGUUCCUGAACAAGAAUGGGGUUCCAUCCCAUGCCGCCAGCAGACUCCAUGGCAGGCUAUCCACAACAGCCUGAGGCAGAGACUGAUGCAUGGGGAUGGGCAGAGGCACAGGGAAGUGGGAUGUUCUGAACUACAGUGUAGCAAACUACACAGCCAGCUUCGUGAUAGGCUGUACAACCCACUUAUGCCAUGUUUUCGCUGUGGUUUUGUUUGGGUUUAAGGGGCUGGGGGCCAAUACUACCCUCUCAGCUGCCCCUAGCCCUUAGGUUGUACUUUGAAAAGGGGCAGCGGUAGAGCAUGUGAAUUAUAAUCCAGAAUCAGUGUGAUACAGAUUGCCCCUGUCCUAUUUUCCAAGUCGUCCAGGAGGGAUUCCCAGGGUAGUUGCCAUGAUCUUCCUUCCCCCUAUCAGAAGAGUUUAUAGCUCUGGCUUUUUCUGUGUUUCUUUCCCUCCCUCCCUCCCCCUACCCCCCUCUUCCUCUCAGCUGAGCGCCUGCUCCCCAGUGGAGGCUCUGAGGCAAGAGAAAGUUAAGUGCUGUUUGAUUCUGCCUGAGGCCCUCUGAUUGCUAUUCCUGCCACGUACAGUUAUCAGGCUCCAUGCGAGGAAGCUCUUGACUACACCCUCACACACAGGAUCUGGUGGCCCCCGGGGACGCUGCCUGACAAGAGAUAGGAGUGGGUGGUCAGGGGGACUCAGCCUACUCCAGAUGGCGUGCUGGCUCUAGGUUUGUUUCUCCACCUGGAAAGCCGGGCUCACAGUGAACAAGAGGAUGGCCACUCAUUCUGUGAGCAACCAGUGCCAUCUUCGACAUGUCUAGGCACCAUGGACAGAUGAGUGGUUUGAGUAUCGCUCCACACACAAAGCCUCAGUUUCCCCAGCCUCAACAGCUCAGUCGGUAGGGCGCUUACCUAGCAUGCACGAAGCCUAGGAUGUCCCUAAAUACUGGGAGGCUGAGGCAGGAGGAUCAGGAGUCCAGGGUCAUCCUUUGCUGCAAGUGACUUGGAGGCCAGCCUGGGCUACAUGAGACCCUUAGCAGUAACACUCUUCUGUCAAUGCCUCCUGCACCGCUUACCAGUUGAGGAGACUAAGGCACACACACCGUUGGCCAUGGCUUUUGGGUCACUCUGGCUGACUACUGGCAGCCCUUUCUCUCCUUGGGGUUCAGCCUCCCAGCUCCAUCUCCAGUCUGAGCCCACCUCCCUCCCUCCGCUCGCGGACCCACAGCUGCCGACGUUUCCCACCCCUCCCCCCUCGCCCGGCACAAAGCGACUGACGGACGCAACGGUGACGGACGACGCCUCCCGCCCUGCGCCACCUCCAGCUGCGACCCUGCGCGAUGCUCGGGCCUCUCGCCCAAUCCCUGCCCGGCCCUGGUCCCAAGGGCAACUCAGUCCUUGCGCCGGUGACCUCGUCCUCCGGGACCCUCCAGGGUCUGAGUCCUGCUGUCUCCAUCCCGGAGCCACAAAAGGUCUGAGGUCUGCAGAGCAAGCUGCAGAGCUAGGCAUGAAGGCCCUUGUUUGACACCAGCAUAUUUUGGGGGCACCAAUGGCCAAGUGGCUCCGAGACUAUCUGAACUUGGGCAGCCGGAGGCCUCCUCCGCAACCGCCCACCCCCGACUACACCGAGAGUGACAUCCUGCGGGCCUACCGCGAACAGAAGGAUCUGGACUUCGAGGACCCCUAUGAGGAUUCCAAUGGCCGCCCCGAGCCAGAGAUCACUGGGUCCGGCGACCCCAAGCACAACUCUCCCAGGCACCGGCUGAUCAAGGUGGAGGCUGCGGACAUGGCCAGAGCCAAGGCCCUGCUAGGCAGCCCAGGGGAAGAGCAGCCGGAAGUGGACACUGAGUACUCCGACCCUCUCGAUGCCCAGCCUCAGCCACCAGCCCCCAACAGUGGGUACAUGGAGCCCUACGGCGCCCGGAGCACCUUCAGUGAACAGCCAAGCAGAGCUGUCCAGCUUUACGAUACUCCAUAUGAGGAGCAGGAUACAAAACCAGAAGAUGGAGGGUCUUCAGGCCAGAGCCGGAGACCCCUGGAGGAUGAGAGGCCAGCAGAUGAAUAUGACCAGCCUUGGGAAUGGAAGAAAGAUCACAUCUCCAGGGCUUUCGCAGUGCAAUUUGAUGGUCCUGACUGGGAACGGACUCCAUGCUCCACCAAGGAGCCCUGGAGACCACAGACUGCGGAGCGUGUGGAUACAGCCCUUGCCCUGGAGAAGCAGCCGUGGUUUCACGGCCCCCUGAGCAGAGCAGAGGCCGAGAACCUUCUGUCCCUCUGCAAGGAAGGCAGCUACCUCGUGCGGCUCAGCGAGACCAGGGCUCAAGACUGCAUUCUGUCCCUCAGAAGCAACCAGGGUUCCAUGCACCUGAAAUUCUCGAGGACCCGGGAGAACCAGGUGGUACUAGGACAGCACAGUGGGCCCUUCCCCAGCGUGCCUGAGCUGGUCCUGCAUUACAGUGCCCGCCCACUGCCCGUGCAAGGGGCAGAGCACCUGGCCCUGCUCUAUCCUGUCACCAGCAACCAGAGCUCUCAAGGACCCUGCACAUUGGCUACUAAGCCAGAGAGGGGACAAGGGGACCCAUGACACACAGACUUCCUCCAACCCACCUUUAGUGCCCUCUGCUGGGAUACUCCAGAUCACCUGUGAGCAUGCUUGGCAGGUGAAGAAAAAGGCGGUGCCAGGCCUACUGGGUUCAACCCUGGGGAUCCACAUUGUGGCAGCCAAGGGCUCCAAGUUGUUCUCUGAUUUACAAAUAAGUCACACAUCAUAAAUUAAUAAAUGAAUAUAAUAAAAACUAAUCUUAAAACCUGU